Messenger RNA from Oncorhynchus kisutch (coho salmon), 973 nucleotides. RefSeq names its product calmodulin-like protein 4. Gene Ontology annotation, molecular function: calcium ion binding. Lineage: Eukaryota; Metazoa; Chordata; Actinopteri; Salmoniformes; Salmonidae. Gene Ontology annotation, cellular component: myosin II complex. The transcript is spliced from 5 exons. The coding region runs from base 90 to 551 and encodes 153 amino acids. The record is from RefSeq and is a predicted model, not a curated record.
GGUGGACUUUGAACCGGCAGGCAGAUGGGUGUGGAGACAGGUAAGGUAAGCCAUUUGCAUUCCAGGAAGCGAGAUCUCUGACUACAGACAUGGCUAAAUUCCUGUCAGGAACUCAGAUCAACGAGUUCAAGGAAUGUUUCUCCUUGUACGACAAGAAGCGCAAGGGGAAGAUUGAAGCCAAGGACCUGAUCACAGUUAUGCGCUGUCUGGGGACGAGUCCCACCUUCGGUGAGAUCGACCGACACCUGCAGGUCCACAAGAUAGAAAAGAAGGGCGAGCUAGACUUCUCCACCUUCCUGACCAUGAUGCACCGGCAGAUCCAGCAAGAGGACCCCAAGGCGGAGAUCCUGGAGGCCAUGAGGAUGACGGACAAGCAGAAGAAGGGCUACAUCCUGGCCUCGGAGCUCCGGGCCAAGCUCACCAAGCUAGGAGAGAAGCUGACUGAUAAAGAAGUGGACGAGCUGUUCAGAGAAGCCAACGUGAAGUCUAAUGGCAACGUGCACUACGAGGAGUUCACCAGGAUGGUGACACUACCGUCAGUGGAUUACUGAGGGACAGGAGGAGAUGACGUCCUUUAUGACAGGGAAGCAUGGUCAUUGAAGGGACCUGGUUAUGCAUGCACUGAUCAUUACCCAACCACCUGCAUGCACUGAGCAUUACCCAACCACCUCCAUGCACUGAGCAUUACCCAACCACCUCCAUGCACUGAGCAUUACCCAACCACCUGCAUGCACUGAGCAUUACCCAACCACCUGCAUGCACUUAAUUUAUUGAUCAUCUAGGUUUGUGUCUAUUGUACGCUACUUUCUAUCAUUUAUACAAGUGCAUUUGAUUAAUUAAAUGGAUGUCUUUUUUUAAAUUCUAAUUGGGGGGGUUUAUUUGACUUGCUGCAGGAAGAGUAUCUGCAGGAAGAGUAUCUGCUGCAUGUGCAAUAUGUAAUGGACAUUAAAAUAAACAAAAUCAACUAAAAUAU